GCCUCCCCCUGCAUUCUCCAGCCCCAGCGCUGCCUUUGCUGCCACUGCCACCAGCUCUCCUCCUCACAGCCUCUGGCCUAUUGACCCCCGCCCUUGCCCCGCUGUUUCUCUCACCUGGCCAUGACCUCAGAGGCCCCAGCCUGGGCCUAAGCCCUGGGACCCCCAGAGCCCUCCCCUGGGCCAUGGCCAACUCCGGUCUUCAGCUCCUGGGCUACUUCCUGGCCCUGGGAGGCUGGGUGGGCAUCAUCGCCAGCACGGUCCUCCCGCAGUGGAAGCAGUCCUCCUACGCGGGCGACGCCAUCAUCACCGCCGUGGGCCUCUACGAAGGGCUCUGGAUGUCCUGCGCCUCCCAGAGCACCGGGCAGGUGCAGUGCAAGCUCUACGACUCGCUGCUCGCCCUGGACGGUCACAUCCAGUCAGCGCGAGCGCUCAUGGUGGUGGCCGUGCUCCUGGGCUUUGUGGCCAUGAUCCUCAGUGUUGUGGGCAUGAAGUGCACCCGGGUUGGAGACAGCAACCCCAUCGCCAAGGGCCGCGUCGCCAUCUCAGGGGGCGCCCUCUUCCUCCUGGCGGGCCUCUGCACUUUGACAGCCGUCUCAUGGUAUGCCACCCUGGUGACCACGGAGUUCUUUAACCCAAGCACGCCUGUCAAUGCCAGGUACGAGUUUGGCCCAGCACUGUUUGUGGGCUGGGCCUCUGCUGGCCUGGCCAUGCUGGGGGGCUCCUUCCUCUGCUGCUCCUGCCCGAAGCCUGGGAGAUCCAGCAGCAGCCCGCAGCCCUACCGGCCUGGCCCCUCAGCUGCAGCCCGAGAGUACGUCUGAGCCCCACACACCUGCCCGCCUGCUGGCCCCCGCCAGCCCU
This is a messenger RNA of Talpa occidentalis (Iberian mole), 858 nucleotides long. It is a transcript of the gene CLDN19, whose product is annotated as claudin 19. NCBI's taxonomy places the organism in Eukaryota, Metazoa, Chordata, Mammalia, Eulipotyphla, Talpidae. The record is from RefSeq and is a predicted model, not a curated record. The transcript is spliced from 4 exons. The coding region runs from base 183 to 818 and encodes 211 amino acids. Gene Ontology annotation, molecular function: structural molecule activity. Gene Ontology annotation, biological process: cell adhesion; bicellular tight junction assembly. Gene Ontology annotation, cellular component: bicellular tight junction; plasma membrane.